Molecule: messenger RNA, 2685 nt
Organism: Sturnus vulgaris (Common starling)
Lineage: Eukaryota; Metazoa; Chordata; Aves; Passeriformes; Sturnidae
Gene: GPR148
Product: G protein-coupled receptor 148
Biological process (GO): G protein-coupled receptor signaling pathway; detection of chemical stimulus involved in sensory perception of smell
Cellular component (GO): membrane
Molecular function (GO): odorant binding; olfactory receptor activity; G protein-coupled receptor activity
Source: RefSeq, a predicted model, not a curated record
UUUGCAGUCCAGAUCUUUCACAAUUCUCUCAUUGCACCCCCAGCUCUGAUACUGAGAUCUGGCAUUAAAAGCAGCACAGUGCAGCAACAGUGUGCAGGCCAGGAAACCAGGAAUUUGUCUCCACAUGGAUAUUGGAAGUGCCAAGUGUGCCCUGGGCUAUGCUGGUACAGGACAGUGUAGGUCACCCAUCCCAGACAAUGCACAGAUUGACUGGAAGGCUGCAAUAAAUGUGAAUUCAGUAUUUUCAUAUCAUACAUGAAAAAAAAGCAGAGGAAGGUUUAUUAUUCAUGAAUAACAUGGAUUGAUUCACUGAACCAAAAAUGGUUUUCAUCUGCAAAUAAGAUAAUUUCAUUCACUAGAGUGAUUGUGCUACAAUUUUACAACAGGAUUGAGAGCCUUUUUUAUUGAUUACUUCAAAUCAACUGUGUUGUUGCCUACAAAUUGGUACAAAACCACACAAUCACAUUUAUGACUCUUCUACAUCAGUACACGUGGAAUGUUGAUCUGUAUCAUUGCAUAUUUGUUUAAUCAGGCUAAUAUUUCAUCUGCCUCAUUGGAGUGAUAUGCGAUGAGAAAAAACUCAAAUUACUGAAACUGUUCAACUCAUUCACUUCUGUUCAAAGAGCUAGCUGAGGGAUUUAGUCUAUUUUAAACCACCCAGAGAUUCAUUCUCUUUUCUAAACACUAGAUUUUGCAGAAAGAAAAUAAAACCCCCUUUUUUAGGCAAAACCAUCUUUUGGCACCACGGAAUUAACUUGCAAGUUUGAACUUUCUGUCCCUGAGGAGAGUUGGUAGAAUUGGCUACAGAAAUCACUUUGCUUCCAUGGGCUUUUUGGAUCCUCUGCUUCAUUUACCUUUCUAAGGACUCAGCAUAGAAGUUCUUGCUUUCUCCAAGUCAGACAAACAUCCCAAAAUCCAAAGGAAAUGGACCUCCCUGGCUGUGCCUCAGUAAGGAGAGAGAAUGGAACUGUGAUCCGCCUCAGGGAGACAGACUUCAACAGUUCCUCAGAUUUGGAUUAUACAACUUUGCUGCUUUUGCUGGAGGAGUGGUCUCUCACCCCAUCAGGCACAAACAUGAAGAUGUUUUUAAUCUCUCCAGUUGUCUGCCUCGUGGCAGGUGUCCUCGUCAUCCCUACCAUCUUAUUCGUGAUCUUCUCUCGGUUUAAAAUCCGCCAGGAAACAAGGUACAUGCUGCUGGGAAACGCUCUGCUUUCUGAUCUGAUCUACCUGCUGUUCUACACCCUGCUAGCUGCUCUCAAUGCAGCAUAUCUAUACCUCCCAAAGGAAGCUUGUGUCCUGCUCUUGUUUUUGCUGGCAGUGGCUUACUGUGGAGGACUGUUCACAGCUGUUGCAAUAGUGGUGGACACAUACAUAGCUGUUUUGUUUCCUUUGCGCUACAUUGUUAUUUUGCCUCCUUCACGAACUAAAAAAAUCAUUGUAUUACUGUGGAUGUGUUCUGGAGCUUUUCCUACGAUUUUCUUCCUGGUGCUAUGGACUACCCACAGCUUUGCGCCCUGUGCCCUGGAAACGUGCUCAGUUCCAGUAAUACUAAUAUUAGCUCUGAAUGGGACUGAUGUUGUGAAACUCUGUUUCUGGCUUUCUACCACAUUUAUCAUUCUCUGCCUGUCUGUAAUAUUUUGUUGCUAUGCUAUGCUGUAUUUUAAAACCAAACACUCGGGUAUAUGGGAGAGCAUCUGCUCCAGAGCCAGUGUAACAUUCUUGAUGCACAACACUGUGUUAUUUUUUUACUUCUUUCCACUCUUGGCCCUUUUUGUAGAAUCAUUCUUGUGCAUUAAUGCCAUCAGACUGGAGAGAGGAAUUUUGGUCUCCUUGACAGUCUGCAAUGUCCUCACGAUUCUUCCUAAAGUUUUGUUCCCUUUUCUGUAUGGGCUUCGAUACAGAGAGAUCUCAGCCUCUCUCAAAUCUAUUGUCAGGAGGAAGCAGCUUCACCUGGUGUCACCUGCUCCACCACCGUCCUGAGGCAGCACAGAGCACAGUCACAGCAGAGGAGCUGUCCUCAUCUUGUUACCGUGCAAGACUGAUGGAAAUCACCCAGCUUCUGAAGUGGAGAAGUGAUCAACCCAUGGUAAGAAGACAUGGGUCCUUUACCGUUUCCUUCGUGCCAAAAGGUCACAGACCUUUCAUCACAACAUAGCUGAGGAUAUAGUGAAUGUUACCCUGGAUGAAGUUCCAAGCUUUGUUCUAACAUGAAAGGCAGGACCUUCUGGAGGAGAUAUUGAAUUGAGGUCAUUUUCCCCCACCUGUUGCAGAUGCCUUUCUGGAAAAACAGAAAUUAAAAAUAGAUAGUGCAAAGCAAAGGAGUAACCGCAGGUCUCAUGACAGCAUCACCUACAGCAGAGGAACUUUAACCAAAUGUGCUGUGAAAACAACAACCAUUUCUUUCACACAGUAUGUUCUUGGAAGCUUGGCAGCCGAAGUCCUGUUCUUGAAAACAUGCACUGAGAGGUGCUCUGGAAACUGCUGCACUUGGUGAAACACCAUUGCUCAGCUUGUGCAGCGUGCUGGCGUACUCAGCAUGCUGCCUUAUGGAUUCCAUCUGACAAUCUGCGAAGCACUGAUGGUUUGAUAAAAUCUCCUCCUGAUGGGAAGCCCCCUUAGAUCAGCGUCUGCUGGGCAGCCCAGCCCAUGGCAGUGCCAGGCAUCACGGUGCUGCUGGGUGAGGGA